This is a messenger RNA of Talpa occidentalis (Iberian mole), 6933 nucleotides long. RefSeq names its product zinc finger and SCAN domain containing 20 (gene ZSCAN20). Bases 233 to 3340 code for a protein of 1035 amino acids. The transcript is spliced from 9 exons. Gene Ontology annotation, biological process: regulation of transcription by RNA polymerase II. The record is from RefSeq and is a predicted model, not a curated record. Gene Ontology annotation, molecular function: DNA-binding transcription factor activity, RNA polymerase II-specific; RNA polymerase II cis-regulatory region sequence-specific DNA binding. Lineage: Eukaryota; Metazoa; Chordata; Mammalia; Eulipotyphla; Talpidae.
GGUGUCUCGGUGGGUCUUCUGAGUAUUGGAAGAGACCGGUGACAUCAUUUGGCUAAAACAUGGCAAAGCGUCAGACAGCCUGUGCCUGCUGAAUGAAGCCUACCAGCAUGCUCUAUUUUAUCCUCAUGAGACGUGGGGAGCAUUUCUCCUAGGAGCCCCUGGAAAGACACUGUAGAUGCAGGAAGACAUUGGCUGAAGCAGCCUAGCUGAAGCGAGGUCUCCAGGAUAGAGCAUGGCUGUUGCCCUGGAAUCCCAGAUCCAGGCUUCUUCUCCAUCUGAGCCUGAAGAACUCCUGAUUGUGAAAAUGGAGGAAGAUUCAUGGAGAACGGAAGCCAAGCUCCAGGAGAAGGACCGUGACCCUGGCCCUGAGGCCUCCCGCCAGCGCUUCAGGCAGUUCCAGUACAGGGAUGCAGCUGGACCCCACGAGGCCUUCAGCCAGCUCUGGGUGCUCUGCUGUCGCUGGCUCAGGCCGGAAAUCCACCUCAAAGAGCAGAUCCUAGAGCUGCUGGUGCUGGAGCAGUUCCUGACCAUCUUACCCAGGGAGGUCCGGACCUGGGUGCAGGCACAUCACCCUGAGAGUGGCGAGGAGGCAGUGGGCCUGGUGGAGGACUGGCACCGAGAGGUCCAGGCUGCAGGACAACAGGAACUGGAAUUAUGUGCGGAAGAGACCAGGUCCUUGGAAGUCGUGCAGGAAUCUCAGAGCCUCCAGCCACACCCAGCACAGGGACAGUCCCAGAUGCAGCGGGUGAAGAACCUGUGCCCUGACCUUCCUAAGCGUCUAGACACCAAGUUGGUGCCACAGCCCUUGAAAGAGAGCGCUGUUCUCUCUCCUCAAGUCUCUACUCUCCCAAACAUGGGGAGCACUGAAGAUUGGGAGGUGACAGCUGAGUCCCAGGAAGCCCUCGGCCAUGGCACACGUGCAGAGAAGGUGUUCCGCCAAGGCCCUCAGGGAGACCACUGUGGAAAUGGAGUAUCCUUGGGAAUUGCAGUUUCAAAAUCAAAUAUUUGCCAAGGAGAGCAAGGAUCAGAAUUUUGGGAUCCGAGUCUUACACAUUCUGGAAAAAGGAGCACUGCAGAUUAUAACCUAGAUAAUGAGCAAACAAAAGCAGCUCAGGCUUUGGCCUGGAGGGACUCAAGGGCCUGGGAAGAACAAUACCAAUGGGACGUGGAGGACAUGAAGGUGUCAGGUGUGCACUGGGGCUACGAGGAGACCAAGACUUUCCUGGCAAUCUUGAGUGAGUCUCCUUUCUCUGAAAAACUCCGGACUUGUCACCAGAACCGCCAAGUAUACCGUGCUAUCGCAGAACGACUGAGGGCCCGGGGCUUCCUGCGGACACUGGAGCAGUGUCGCUACAGGGUCAAAAACCUCCUAAGGAAUUACCGGAAAGCCAAGAGCAGCCACCCACCAGGGACGUGCCCCUUCUACGAGGAGCUGGAGGCCCUGGUGAGGGCCCGGACAGCCAUAAGAGCCACAGAUGCACCAGGAGAGGUGGUGGCAGUCCCCAGGCUGGGGGACAGUGAUGCAGAGAUGGACGAACAGGAGGAAGGGGGCUGGGAACCUGAGGAAGCAGCAGAAGACUGUAAUGGUGAUGUGCUCACCGCUGAUGAGUCUGUCCAGGGGCCCAGCAUUCCAGGAGGCCCAACUCUGUUCCACAGUCGUAUUGCAGGUGUGCACUGGGGCUACGAGGAGACCAAGGCUUUUCUGACCAUUCUCAGUGAGUCUCCAUUCUCUGAAAAGCUGCGCACCUGCCACCAGAAUAGCCAGGUAUACCGUGCCAUUGCAGAGCGUUUGUGUGCACAGGGCUUCCUACGGACACUGGAACAGUGUCGCUACAGAUUCAAAAACCUCCUUCGAAGCUACCGGAAAGCCAAGAGCAGCCACCCACCAGGGACAUGCCCCUUCUAUGAGGAGCUGGACUCGUUGAUGAGGGCUCGGACAGCCGUUAGAGCCAUGGGACCCCUCAGGGAGUCAACGGGGCUCCCUAGAUCUGGGCAGAGCAGCAAGACUGAUGACCAGGAGGUCUGGGAUGAGAUGGCAGAUGAAGAUGCAAUCAAACUGCCAACCCCAUGUCCUAAAACUCCAGACACUGGUUUUGGAAUGAGGCAUGAGGAUGAAGACCAGAUUUCAGAGCAGGACAUUUUUGAGGAUUUGCCUGGAGCCUUGUCAAAAUGUGCCACAGAGGAUGUUUGCCACCCUCAUGAAUGGGAGGAAGAUAGUGAAAAUGAAAGUGAAGGACAGUGGGGAAAUCCAUCACAGGAGCAGUGGGAAGAGUAUUCUUCUGAAGAGGACUUAGAAAAACUUAUUGAUCAUCAAGGCCUGUACCUUGCAGAGAAACCCUACAAGUGUGACACCUGUGUGAAAACCUUCACUCGGAGUUCCCACUUUAUUGCCCACCAGCGGAUACACACAGGUGAGAAGCCCUACAAAUGCAUUGAAUGUGGGAAAAGCUUUAGUGACCGCUCCAACCUCAAUACUCAUCAGAGAAUCCACACUGGAGAAAAGCCCUACAAAUGCCUCGAAUGUGGGAAAAGCUUUAGUGACCACUCUAAUCUUGUUACCCACCAGAGAAUCCACACAGGGGAAAAGCCCUAUAAAUGUGGUGAAUGUUGGAAAAGCUUCAAUCAGAGCUCAAACCUUCUAAAACAUCAGAGAAUCCACUUGGCAGGAAAUCCUGAUCACUGUAUUGAGCCCAGGGAUAACUUGGGACAAAAUUUACCCACUAGUACUCACUGGAGGAAUUUGGCUGAGGAGACAUCUAGACAACCUCAAAAUGCCAGUAAGAACUUGAAUUCUCCUAGACCACACAGCACCAACUCAGGGGAAAAGCUCUAUCAGUGUUCUGAAUGUGGAAGAACAUUCUCUAAGAGCUCUGCCCUCAUUAGUCACCAAAGAAUCCACACAGGAGAGAAACCAUAUGAAUGUGCUGAAUGUGGGAAAAGCUUCAGUAAGAGCUCCACGCUGGCCAACCACCAGCGAACCCACACUGGGGAAAAGCCAUAUAAGUGUGUGGACUGUGGGAAAUGCUUCAGUGAGCGCUCUAAACUCAUCACUCAUCAGAGAGUGCACACAGGAGAGAAGCCCUACAAAUGCCUUGAGUGUGGAAAAUUCUUUCGUGACCGUUCAAACCUCAUUACUCACCAGAGGAUUCAUACAGGAGAGAAGCCUUAUAAGUGCAGAGAAUGUGGGAAAUGUUUUAACCAGAGUUCCAGUCUUAUAAUUCAUCAGAGAAUCCACACUGGGGAGAAACCUUACAAGUGCAUGGAGUGUGGAAAAGACUUCAAUAACAGCUCCCACUUCAGUGCCCACCGGAGAACCCAUGCAGGAGGGAAAGCAUCAUAGGAGACACUUACUCCCACAGCAAAAGAGAAACAUAUAUAUUUAAAUCUCCCAAACAAUGUCAUCAUAAAAUAUUUAGAAAGGAACUUUCCUAAUUUUUAAGCUUAGUAUAUUCCCAGGGAAGUUAUCUUGACAUAAUCCAGGUAAUUUGGAAGUGAAUUAUAAAUGCUAAGGAUCCAGAUUUAAAGGCACUUCACAGUGUGAUUGUUUUUCUCCUAUAAAGAACUCAAACACUAUCCUCAGGCUGGCCUUACAUAUGGUGUCAUGUAAGAGCUGUGUCAGUGUUGGUGCCAAACUGGUAAUUUAGGGGGUUAGAGAUAAAUUGGUGUCCCCAAGCAGUGAUCCCAACCCUUGCUGUGCCUUUACACUGUCCACAUGUACUCAUACCCAUCAACAUACGUCAGAGAUACUUGUAUAUGGCAGUUUUCAGUUGGAAUGUAUCGUCACAAGGAAACUUCGAGACUGCUGAGAGUAGGGCAUAAUUGAGAAUCUGGCCUAUACUCAGCAAAGGGUAGAAACAACAGUGAUGUCAUUACUAAAUCAUUACUAAUAACAAAAUAACCAGUGUUUAUUGAACAUUUGCUCGUUAGCAGGCUCUGUGCUGAGUACUUUGUAUACAUCAUCUCAUUUAAUCCUCACAACAGCUCUAGGAAGUAGAUCAUAUUCUCCCCAUUUCCCAGAGAAGAAAACUAAGUUAUGCAAAGUUACGUAACUUGCUUGCUCUGAAAAUGGCAGAGUUGCUUGUCUACCAGAUGUGUUUGUCUCCAGAAUCUGAGGCUACACUUAGGCUCCCACUUACAUUAGGGCAGGCAACUCAGGUGCUGGGAUCUCAAAGCACUUUGUAGAUCACUUUUGCUGUUAAAAUUCCUUUGUGAAUUCUUUUUAAACAAAUAUGGAAAUUGGGAAUCCCUGAAGAUUAAAGCUCUUGGGAUGUUCACAAUUGGAAUGUGCUUUGAGCAAGACUAAGCCAUUAUCAAAGUAUUUGAUGAGGAUUUUCAUCUUCACAUUAAUGUGGGUGAGAGAUGUAGGUCAGUAGAGACUGGGAAAAAUAUGUAGCUAAAAUGAUGUUUUCUUUCAAUGAGAUACUGCUCUGGCUGAGGAACUGGAGUUUAAGGAUUUCCCUUUUCUCAGGAGUCAGUCCUGCUUCCGGUUAGAUUGGGCUGAAUCAUAGGUUAAACUUUGAAGACCUGGACUUCCUUGCCAGUGUUUACUCAUCCAUGUGGUUUGGCCUCUUUGGCCCUUCCCCUCUUGACAUGGCAGCUGCUUUAUUCCUGAUCCUCACACCAACGCUCAGGAGUGCUGUGUGUGAUACCUUGGCAUGGCCUGGACUCAUCCGCAUUCCAGAUUUAUGGCACAGUUUUAUCCUGGACCAUCUGGUCUCAGUAUAUUCUAAAUGUUGCCAUUAAGACCCACCUCCCACCUAGAGGGGCUAAAUCAGAAAGGCUCACAACACUGGAUGGUUUUCUAAUUUGCAGCAUUUUUGGCCUCCAGAGUUUCUUUUUGGAAGGUUUAAAAAUGCUUAUCAAGAACUCUGAUUUCCACUGGAUUUUCAAUGAAAAUCCACCCAUGACAUUGGGAUGCCAUUCAUAUUCUGGUUACUGCAUGGACUUGGGAAGUACCUAUCAGAUGAUAGGUGCAUGCGAACCUUUUAGAGUGGCGCUCUGUAUUCACAGUAGAAAGAUUUGCACUGCCGACAAAUGAGAUCUCUCAACCCCCUCUGUUUCCCAAGAACCAGCUCACCUGGGAUCACUGCUUUUUACUACUUCCCAGUUUACCUCUCCCCGCUCACAUUUUUGCUGAGGGGCAGGGUUUUGCAUGAGUAUUGGAAUGGAACUAGCAGCUAUCAGUAACUGCAAUAAUAAGAUGAUCUUUAGAGGACCACGUAAGUCAAAAGGAAGGAUCCCCCAAAAAGGGGAAGGGAGUUCCAGGGGAAGAAACGGUGGUGUGAAAUAGCUUGGAUUCUGAGUGGGGGUGGGAGCCAUUAACUUCUUAGCUCUAGUGUGGUGUAAAAUGGGAGGUGGGGCAUGAUGGGAGCUGAGUUGGAUGGACACUGGGGCAGGGUCUGGAGGACCCAAGUCUGAGUGGAGCUUGGACACCAGGCUGAGGCUGACGUGUCACACAUGAAAUCUAGUAACUGGUUGGAAGCUGGAUAUGCUGUCAUUAUGAUGACCUCUCAGGACGCUAUUGCAAUAUUCCAGUUACCAGGUGAUCCGAAGUAGAACAGUGGUUACAUCAAAGAGGGGAUGGAUUGGAGAGGUUUUGGAAGCAGAAUUGAGGACAAUUCUAGAGGAAACCGAGAUAGCCUUGGGCAAACUGGUAGAACUUGUCAUCGUCCAGAACCAGGAACACAAGGAGGAGAUGCAGAUGGGGCAGGAGGGCAGGUUAUCAUUUUAGUUGGGACAUUUAGAACUUGUGUCUAAGGGACAUCCAAGUGGCCAUAUACAGCAGGCAGGUCUGGGCCUGCAGUGGGGGGAGAGGUUAGGACUGGAGAGCUAUCUGUGUAGCACAGUAGUUAAACUCAUGAGAAAGCGAGUGUGUUUAGUCAGAAAUAUUGGGCCUAGGACUGAACUGGAGACACAAAAUGUAGAAGAUGCCCCGCCAGGGAGAUCUAGACCACUCCCUGCACCCACCUCCUCAUCUGGCAUCUUUUGGACACUGUAUCGUUGCUGACACCUGAGUUCUCAAUGGCGUCCCAGGUGUUCUGGAACUUUCAUUGUGGAAACCAAGCUGAGCUCCGUGUAGAGUGCGGCGGUAGUCUCUUCGCCACUGAGUGUCCCCCAUUCCUGGACUCUUGGAUGCGUCUCAUGUUUUCAGUGAAUGGUUUUGAUGUUUCUUACCGAUCCUUCCUUCCUCAGAACUAGGUUCAGCCAUGAAAGCAAGAGUAGUGUGAGCCAGAAGAGAGAACUGCCCUCCCUGUGUUUCUGCCUCUUCCUUGGGAAGUUCUUUCAGGGGGCUUCCAUGUUAGGGUCUGACCCAUCACUUUGCCAGGGCACCCCGAUAUCCUCCAGCAGGUCCUUGUUGCUCAAAUAAACUGACUCAAAGUGGUGGCAGACUCCCUGGACGUGUUAACGUGAGUCUGCUCUUGGGAAGUAGACUGCAGUAUGGGUGGACAGUUUCUCAGCCUGGUCCUGGAAACUGAGGCAGGGACUGCUAGCCUGGGUCUGUGUCUCCUUGCUUGCUCCCUCCUUCCCCAGAAGGACUCAUUCCACAGACCCCUCAGGAGGCAGAUGACCCAAAGGUAGGCGCAGGGAAAGGUGGAGCACAGGCUGCUUCGGAAACCCAGAUUUCUUGUAGGGCUGGGCGCCUCAGCAGAUGAGCUCAUGGUCAGGCUUCCCCCAGCCUGAUUGUCACCCAGAGCCUCCUACCUGGGAGGGUAAGGCAACUGGGGGUCUCCCAUGAUGACAAAUGCAGCAGCCAAGACCCCUGUGUCAUCCUCAGUUCUCCCUGCUGCAUCCCGAUCUGGGACCCCCCGUGGGAGAGUUCUCUGCCUUCAGGCUGCAGAAUUAUAUUUAGUCUGGAGGGAAGAGUAACUCGGGGGGCUGGGGUGCAGGAGUUUUGAAGUGAUGCAGUGGUGUCCAGAGUGGGUGUCAGUCACA